CUACCAAAUAUCUACAGCAUCACACGCUGCACAUAGGCUUUCGGACUCGUUGUUUUGAGAAACUAAGCACCUCCACUUGCGCUGCUCUUUCGUCCACACAAACUACUUUAUCUUGACUUCGGGACUCACAUAAAUAUCAACGCUUGUUGGAUUAGAGGAGGAGCGAUAUCCCGGUCUUUAAUUUGACAGUUCCCAUAGUAUUGGCAGCGGCUGCUGUGGAGCGUCAGGGCGUUAUAGCUAGGAGCUAUCAUGGCGGAAGCCGCUGACUUCGCUCUCGAACCCCCGUUUGCUCAGAAGUUCAAGGCUUCUAGAGUCAAGGAGAUCAUCGGGAGCGUCCUGGUGGCGCGUCUCUCAGGGCAACAAUACCAUGCAGACAACACCUCGUCGUGGGCACGAGAGAUUGCAGAUGAGAUCAAGAACAAGCUAAAAGAGGAGAACUGGAGCCGCUACAAGUAUGUGGUGCAGGUCUUCAUCGCGGAGCAGCGUGGCGAGGGCGUCAGGUUGGCCUGCCGGGGGUUCUGGGACCCCAACACAGACAACUACGCGCACGACACGUUCUCGAACGAGAGCCUCUUCUGCGUGGCGACUGCCUUCGGCGUGUACCUGUACUGAGGGAGCGUGGAGCGAGGCACCUGGAUUAAGCUGCCUGGCUUGGGCAGCUGCCUGCACAGCUGCUUGACUAGCUGGGCUGAAAUGACAUGGGCGGACGUGAACUGCAAUGGGCGGCGCGGCGAUGCUGGGAUGUGGAAUGGCCUCGGCGUGUGGUGCUGCGGGGCAGAUGGGGACAACAUGCACGUAGAGCAGACCACAGGAUCGGGACAUUAAGGCCGAGGGGACAGGGCAACUGUUGCAGAGCAGGCCAGCAUAGAUGUGAUUGCCAAUGGGUUGCCGCGCGCGGGAAAUGCCAUUGACGCACUUGCACGUUUGGAGGCGCUUGAUGGCGGCGCUCAGGAGCGUGUUUGGCAGGGACACGGAGGAUUAUGGUGACGGCGCAUCGGUCGCACGAAAUGUACAUAACGGUUUAGCUGCGAUUGGGUACGCCGGUGAGGCCCCCCAGCGCACUCUGCCCUACUCCAAUUGCUAAUGACGUGUAACGUGUGGUUACC
This is a messenger RNA of Chlamydomonas reinhardtii, 1106 nucleotides long. RefSeq lists its product as uncharacterized. The transcript has 5 exons. The record is from RefSeq and is a predicted model, not a curated record. Bases 250 to 612 code for a protein of 120 amino acids. Gene Ontology annotation, biological process: microtubule-based movement. NCBI's taxonomy places the organism in Eukaryota, Viridiplantae, Chlorophyta, Chlorophyceae, Chlamydomonadales, Chlamydomonadaceae. Gene Ontology annotation, molecular function: dynein intermediate chain binding. Gene Ontology annotation, cellular component: cytoplasm; cytoplasmic dynein complex.